AUGCGACAAUGGCAUUUAACGAACGAGAUUGGGAGAGGAGGUUUUGCAGUUGUCUAUAAGUGGCUACAUCCCUCCAGAAUAUGCACAGGGACAAAAGCUGAUGUAUCUGCAUUCGGGCUACUGACAUUCGAAAUAGUGACUGGGAAAAAGAGUUGCAAUGAAGAUGAAGAUCUUCCGGGAUGGGUGGUGAUGCUACAUUAUACUGUAGCUUCUUUAAACUGGAAUAUACCGAGAACUAGGGUUUAUGCUACCAUGCUGUCGAUUCCCUCCUUGGCUGCAAGCCAUUGCGAAUGUAGGCGAUGGCGAUCGUGUGGCGCGAGCGCGAUUCGCACUACGCUUGCAUCCACCAGGCCUCAGGUUGAAAGAGUGCAAUGUGGUUGCCGCAACAGCUUUCCGGGGAAAAUCCUUGGAGUUGCCUUAGCAGCUUCUCUGUCCCUCACCUCUUGGUGGAGUCCGGCGCUUCCAAGCUUUGCAGUAACAGCAAGCAUGGAGCAGGAGAUACUCCCGAUUCCAGAGGAGUUUCCCCCGCUGCCCGAUUUUUCUUUUCCGCCAUAUGAGAUGAUUGCACUGGACAAUGGUCUUCGAGUUUUUCUUCUGGAAGAUCACGAGCUGGGACUCGUUGGUGGAAAUCUGAUUGUUAAAGGCGGUGCGAACUUAGAACCGGAAGAGAAGGUGGGACUGGCGAGAAUGACGUCUGCUGUGCAAAGAAGUGGAGGGACAGCUUCUCAUCCAACCGAUUCAUUAGAUCUGGAGCUUGAGUCCAUGGCAGCUAGGAUUGAAGCAUCGUCCAGUGGUGGAAGUAUGGGUGUCGGCUUUCGUUGCCUUGAGGAAGACCUUAAAACUGUCUUUUCCAUAUUUUCAGAUGUCGUUCAAAGGCCAACAAUGCCUCGGGAGAAGCUAGAACUUGUUCGAGGACAGCUUUUGGGAUCCAUUUCCCGCAGAAAAGAUAAUGCUGAAACUUUGGCGACUAUAGAGCUGCAAAAGCUCUUGUACGGAGAUAAAAGUGUUUAUGCGCGUCUGCCCGAGGAGAACACUGUGGGAUCUAUUUCUCGCAAUGAUCUGAUUGCGUUUCACAGCCAUGUUUUUCGACCCGACUCAGCGGUAUUAGGAAUUUGGGGUGAUUUUGACUCGUCGACAAUGAAGUCACUAAUUGAAAAAGAAUUCUCGGCGUGGAGGACUCCAGAAAACAUUAACAAGUUUUUACCAGUAAAGAACGACACCAUGCCCGAGCCUGUAACCAGCGUUUCUGAGCCAAAGGUGUUCUUGGUGGAUCGUCCCGGCCUAACUCAAGGCUACGUUCGUAUGGGGGAGCUUGGAACUACCAUUGCGGAUCCUGAUGUGUUUUCCUUGGACGUUUUGAAUGGCGUGCUAAACGGUUUUGGAGGCCUCUUAUUUGACGAGAUUCGAUCAAAAGAAGGUCUGGCGUACUCCGUAUCCGGAGGAUGGAGUCCUUCGAUCGACCACAGAGGGGCAUUCGUUGCAGGAGGGGAGACACAAGUUCAGUCGGUUCCCAGAUUUUUAAAGGCCAUCAAGACAGUUCUGAUGUCUAUUGUCGAGACACCUGUUUCUGAAGAAAAGCUGUCUCAAGCGAAAGAGGCCGCUCUAAAUUCUUUUGUUUUCAAUAUUUCAAGCAGAGAAUCGCAGCUGGGACGCAUUCUUAUCUACGAUCUAUUCGGAAUUGAUCAGAAUCUACCUUUCACGUACAAAAAAAGAGUGGAAGAAGUAACGACGGAUGAUAUUCUACAAGCCGCACGAAGGCACCUUCAUCCCGACUUGGAACCCAUCGUAGUUGUUACUGACGCUAAGGCACUGGGGCCUCAAACGCCACCUUUUGUGCCACUGCGAGGACGAUAAAAGCUACACGCAAAGUGACAAGUAUUUUAUUUUAUUCUCUA
This is a messenger RNA of Selaginella moellendorffii, 1895 nucleotides long. RefSeq lists its product as uncharacterized. Bases 1 to 1854 code for a protein of 617 amino acids. The record is from RefSeq and is a predicted model, not a curated record. Gene Ontology annotation, molecular function: metal ion binding. The transcript is spliced from 17 exons. Lineage: Eukaryota; Viridiplantae; Streptophyta; Lycopodiopsida; Selaginellales; Selaginellaceae.